GGAGAGCUGUCAUCCUUGGAGCCAGGGGCUUGAAGACUGGGGGCCCCUGCCACCUACGCUUCACUUGCGAUAGGAGGAUUUAGUCUCUUUGGGGUGCCUUAGCCGGUUGUCCCCCAGCUGAAGAAUACAAAAGGCGAAGACCAGAACCCUUCCUUUGGCUGGGAGAGCAAAGUCCUGUAGGAGGCAGUGGCCUGGUAGGACCCGCCCCUCAAGGCACACAUAUUCCGCUCCCCUCUUCCCCCUCCCCCGGGCAGAAUCCUUUCAAAGAUCUGCAGAGGUGACUGUGGGGUGAGCGGGCAACUCCUGGAAGUGUCCUGGGGCUUUGGACUUUGCUCUCAAGGGUGCCCUGGCUCAGAUAACCUGUCUGCCUGUACUGGGUGAGCCACCGUUUCUGGAUUCCAGUUUGCUGGGGGAGGGUGAGCAGCCUUUGUCAGAGAGGGGAGUGGCCACCAGCAGUGACAAGUACCAGGCGAUGCUCACGGAGUAGGCAUCCUGCUGAACCAGCUACAGCAUAGCCUCACCAGGGCCCUGUCUGCCAGAGACCCGUGCAUUCUGGCACCACCCUCCCAGAUAGCCCACUCCAAAAGGGUCAGGGCAGGAUGGAGCACUAUCCAAGCAGGAAGAGGGAACAACAGUGGUAGGAGUCAGUAGGGAGGGGCUCUUAAAGGUUCUGCCUGCUCCAGGGUGGGCACCUGAGGGAGGGAAGCACACAAGAAGGGCUGACUGAGACAACCUGUUUGGAGACAUUGCUUGUAGGCACAGCAGAGCACAUCUAGGGAAAGUAGCAUGCCCUGGGGUCUUCUAGAGAGGCUGCCUGACAAGGGACCCUGAGGGCACAUAUGGGACUGGUUCCAAGAGACCUCUCUCGCUUAACUGCUUCAGGCCCAGCCUCCCAGGAGCUUCUGUCAUGAAGGUUUAUGGCUCCAGUGGGGGCUAGGGUGGGGUUUGCUGCCUAGUUUCCAGAGUAAGUGUCUAGAGAACUGUUUGCUUCAUCAGGACUUCUGGCUGGAUCCCCCGAUUGGCCUUGGAGAUGUUGAGAUGCUACAUGAUGUCAGGUAGCUGGGAAACUAUUGUGAAGGAAGCGUCCACUAGCCCCAGCCAGCUGACCCUGCCCUCAUUCCAUAUAGUUACCAUGCUGAGUACCACUCAGCCAUACUGGGUUCAGUCACCUAAGUCCACAAGGGAUCGGUGGGUAGUGGGCCCCCAGGACCUUGGGUAAGUUGCCGUAGACCGUGUUUGGGUCUUUGACCAGAGGUACAAGGCCACAGAGCAGGGGCAUGUGGCAGACCAAGGAUUCAACUUGGGAGAAACUUCCAGGAGCAGCAGAGAACCAAUGGUCUGUUCCUGCAAUGUCAGGCCCAACGAAUAGCCAGUAAGCCUGGAGGAACCCCCAGCCCAAGGCACACAGACAUCUCUUUGGCUGGACAUCACAGGAGAGUCCAAGGGAUGGCUGCUGACAUGCAGAGGAAGAGGAGCAGCGAAUGCCCCGAUGGCACCCUGGCUCCUUCUGAUGGGCAGAGUAUGGAGAGAGCUGAGAGCCCCACACCAGGACUGGCUCAGGGAAUGGAGCCAGGUGCUGGGCAGGAGGGUGCCAUGUUCGUCCAUGCCCGUUCCUAUGAGGACCUGACUGAAUCGGAGGAUGGGGCAGCUUCUGGGGACAGCCCCAAGGAGGGUGUUGGGGGUCCUCCACCACUGCCUGCAGACAUGCGACAGAUCAGCCAGGACUUCAGCGAGCUGAGCACCCAACUGACAGGUGUGGCCCGAGACCUGCAGGAGGAGAUGCUGCCAGGAAGCUCUGAGGACUGGCCAGAGCCUUCAGGGGCAGCUGGGCGGCCAGCCACAGAACCCCCCAGGGAGGGCACAGGCGAGGGGGAUGAGGAGGAGGCUGCUGAGGCAUGGCGACUGCACCAGAAGCACGUCUUUGUGCUGAGCGAGGCGGGGAAGCCUGUGUACUCCCGCUAUGGGUCAGAGGAGGCACUUUCCAGCACCAUGGGUGUCAUGGUGGCCCUGGUGUCCUUCCUGGAGGCAGACAAGAACGCCAUUCGUUCUAUCCACGCAGAUGGCUACAAGGUAGUAUUCGUGCGCCGGAGCCCACUGGUGUUGGUGGCAGUGGCGCGCACGCGGCAAUCGGCGCAGGAACUGGCGCAGGAGCUGCUCUACAUCUACUACCAGAUCCUGAGCCUUCUUACCGGUGCCCAGCUGAGCCACAUCUUCCAGCAGAAGCAGAACUACGACCUGCGGCGCCUGCUCUCGGGCUCGGAGCGCAUCACCGACAACCUGCUGCAGCUCAUGGCGCGAGACCCCAGCUUCCUCAUGGGGGCAGCGCGCUGCUUGCCCCUGGCUGCGGCCGUGCGCGACGCGGUGAGUGCCAGCCUGCAGCAGGCGCGAGCGCGCAGCCUUGUCUUCUCCAUCCUGCUGGCACGCAACCAGCUGGUGGCGCUCGUGCGCCGCAAGGACCAAUUCCUGCACCCUAUCGACCUGCACCUGCUCUUCAAUCUCAUAAGUUCCUCUUCAUCCUUCCGUGAGGGAGAAGCCUGGACGCCUGUGUGCCUACCCAAAUUUAAUGCAGCCGGCUUCUUCCAUGCACACAUCUCUUACCUGGAGCCUGACACCGACCUCUGCUUGUUGCUCGUCUCCACCGACCGGGAGGACUUCUUUGCAGUCUCUGACUGCCGCCGCCGCUUUCAGGAGCGCCUGCGGAAGCGUGGAGCCCACCUGGCGCUGCGAGAGGCACUGCGCACGCCCUACUACAGUGUUGCCCAAGUGGGCAUCCCGGACCUGCGCCACUUCCUCUAUAAAUCAAAGAGCUCCGGACUCUUCACCAGCCCUGAGAUUGAGGCCCCGUACACCAGUGAAGAGGAGCAGGAGCGGCUGCUGGGCCUCUACCAAUACCUGCACAGCCGGGCCCACAAUGCCUCCCGCCCACUCAAGACCAUCUACUACACGGGCCCCAAUGAGAACCUCCUGGCCUGGGUGACAGGUGCCUUUGAGCUCUACAUGUGCUACAGCCCCCUGGGGACCAAGGCAUCUGCUGUCAGUGCCAUCCAUAAGCUGAUGCGCUGGAUCCGCAAAGAAGAAGAUCGCCUCUUCAUCCUCACACCCCUCACCUACUGAUGGGAACGUGUGUGGGUUCAGCCCUCUUAGGCACCCUGGGCAACGGAAGCUAUGGGAGCCUCCACAUAGGCUGGCCUCUCUUGCCCAGGCAGCAAGCAGGCAGGGACUGUGGGUUGGUGCGUGCAUUAAAGUACUCUGGAGAAGACACUCA
This is a messenger RNA of Felis catus (domestic cat), 3265 nucleotides long. RefSeq names its product MON1 homolog A, secretory trafficking associated (gene MON1A). The transcript has 6 exons. Gene Ontology annotation, biological process: protein targeting to vacuole; vesicle-mediated transport. Lineage: Eukaryota; Metazoa; Chordata; Mammalia; Carnivora; Felidae. Bases 1447 to 3114 code for a protein of 555 amino acids. The record is from RefSeq and is a predicted model, not a curated record.